AUCCAAUCCAUCGCAUCGCCCGCUUAUUGUGCCCUGCGUCGCGCUGCCCGCAAUAAUGGAUCCUCUCGUCGCUGCUGAGCCUGCCAGAGCCAGUCCGUAUACAUAGUCAUCCUUCUCCCCCCGGUGGUUCCUUCCUCUUUCCCUUUCUUCCCUUUCUUCCUUCCCUCCCUCGUGCGCUUGCCCUAUUCGACGUCCGUCCUUCGUUCUCGUCGUCCAGUCUCUCUCUCCCCCACUCACCCGGUUCACUCAUUUGACCGUCUAUUGCAUUGAAGUCAUUCUUUCAACUUCUUGUACUACCCACACUUGCAUCGUGCAUUAACGUCCGUAUCGCAUAUCAAGCCACUUUUGUAUCGAGUCACCCCAUUCACAUUUACAUCUUCCCCCACCAUCAAUAUGCGUUCUAUGUUCUAUCUUGCUCUCAGCGCCCUCGCGACUCUCGCGACCGCUGCCCAGAACCCCUUCAACGUCCCCGACGGUGGUUACGAAUUUGAGGCCGGUAGCCCGACCACCCUCAUCUGGGACCCGACCACCAGUGGCACUGUGUCCCUGCGUCUCCAGUGGGGUGCUGUCUUCACUACCACCACCGGUGAUUCCAUUGCCGAGAGCAUCGCCAACUCGGGUAACUUCACUUGGACUCCUUCUGCCAGUCUUGCUAGCCGGUCCGACUACACCGUCGAGAUUAUCGACGAUGAUGACACUAGCAUCGUCAACUACACCCCGCGCUUCUCGAUUGCCGGUACCACGGGUUCGGUGACCACCAGUGCUGCUUCGUCGACCACGUCUUCUGCCGCUUCUAGCACUUCUUCCUCUUCUUCCUCCAGCGAGCAGUCCACCACUGCCAGUGCCACCACGCUGUCUACGGCCACCGCGAGCACAACCUCUUCUACCUCUUCUUCUUCCACCACUGGCUCGGCCUCUUCCGCAUCGGCCUCGUCUUCUAAGACUGCCUCGUCUAGCUCUUCUCAGACUGCGAGCUCGAGCUCUGCCAGCGCUACUACGACCACGCUGUCGACGAAUGCCGGUAUGACCAACCGGGUGUCUCUUGGAAUGAUGGCACUCGUCCUUGGAGCCAUUGCCUUCAUCUAAGCUCUCCACGACGUCCUGCUUAGCCCGUCCGGCCGAGGGCUGCCAUUUCCAUGGUCGGGUUAAGACACCUUUUUUUUUACUUUCUGGUACAUAGAUUUUGAGCGCCUUUUAUUUACGCCUUCUUGUUCACCCUGUUACACUUCUGACGCCUUGUCGGAACCUUCACUUCGCUUACCCUGUUGGAAUGUCUGAGGCUCAUCUUUGUGUGU
Aspergillus ibericus CBS 121593 is the source of this 1295-nucleotide messenger RNA. Its product is annotated as GPI anchored serine-threonine rich family protein. The coding region runs from base 394 to 1086 and encodes 230 amino acids. NCBI's taxonomy places the organism in Eukaryota, Fungi, Ascomycota, Eurotiomycetes, Eurotiales, Aspergillaceae. The transcript is spliced from 2 exons. The record is from RefSeq and is a predicted model, not a curated record.